Molecule: messenger RNA, 2745 nt
Organism: Mycena indigotica
Lineage: Eukaryota; Fungi; Basidiomycota; Agaricomycetes; Agaricales; Mycenaceae
Product: DUF1752 domain-containing protein
Exons: 2
Coding region: 52-2745 (897 amino acids)
Biological process (GO): cellular response to glucose starvation; protein catabolic process in the vacuole
Source: RefSeq, a predicted model, not a curated record
ACCAUCUUUGCUCCGACAACCACCAACCCACCGAAACGACACUCAGAGACCAUGGCGCAGUACCUACCUGUGCUGCUUGUCUCCGUGUCGACGAAUGCCAACGCAGACGACUCUUCUCUCGAGCCCCAACCUCGCGGACAAGUCGACUACCUUUCACACCAGUGGGAGGAGGAGGACGUUUGGCGGUCAUGGCGGAGCAUGACACGCCAGAAGAACGAAAUCACCAAUGGCAUGAGAUUGGAGAAUGCGAGCUGGAGGACUUGGUGGAAGCAGCGGAACAAGCUCAAGACUAUCAGUCCAGAGACCCUCAACUGGCUUAAAGACUCUGAUGUCACCUGGCUCUAUGGGCCCCUGCACACCGCUGUUGACUGGUCUCCUCCUCCAAAACCCAAACCUGAUCCGACGGAGGUUGGCAAAGAGUCGUCAACCGAGGACAAACUGGACCUGGCACAGGCCAAGCACAAGUCCAUUCUCAAACACCGGAGCAUAACAGAGUUAUUGCAGAGUGAAUUGCCUGCCUCGUCUCUUUUCAGCCCUGUGGAGAGUGACGAGGAAGAGUUGGUUGAGGAGGACGACAAACCAGUACGGCCCCCGUUAUUGCAUACGAAGAGUGCGCCCCAUAUCCACCCGCCUACUCAUCCUGCACUUCGUAAACCGUCUCCCCCUCGAGUGUUGCCUCCUGCCAUGGCCAGUGAAUCCUCCCGUCUUGCCACCUCGCAUAAGCGCCACAUCACGUUCAACACAUUUGUCGAGCAAUGUAUCGCUAUCGAUAGUCCUCGUCGUCCUGCUCUUUCUUCGCUGUCGGCCUCGAGCGAUUUUAUUGCCAAUGAUGGCCCCAUGCUGACUAAUCGGACACAUUCCUGGGAUGGCAGGACAAGUGGUCGACGCUGGGCAGGCACUGAUGACGACGACGACGAUGACGAUGUCAAUCAGCGCACUGUCAACAGCGAGAGUGCGCUUUCGAGCGACUCUGACGACGCUCUUGAAAUUUGUUUACCUCGAUCACGCUCCGGAUCAAGGUCUUCCGGGUCGACAUCCAAAUCAGCUCUCACUUUAUCGAAUAAGGUCGCAAGCAAAACUAUCGCACCGAUCGCACCCACGCGUUUGAAGACAACUGGGGUUGGGAAUAGCUGGGCUGGCGGGGAGUGGGUCAGCACACGCGAUGAAGGUGGUUUCCAUAUUGAGGAAGCCCACCUCCAAAGAACAAGCGCAACAGUCAAUCUGCCUGCAUCAGCCGCGGCCAACACUCUCGUUUCUGUGUUCGAUGAUGACGACGAUGAUCUCGAUGAGAGUGAGGUGUUCAACCACGAGUCGCUCUACCUUUCAGCUGAUGCUGAUGCGUAUGACUACUUUGCUGGCCCGGAUAUUGGCGUUGAAUUCGCCCCUCCCAGGGAACCACGUGGUCGAAGUAUAACCACCAACGACACCGUGGAGGGUGAACGGUCAAGGUCAAGGUCGAAAUCUAAGUCGCGCUCAAGAUCAAGGACGCCAUCGCCUGCUAUACUUCCCCCCAAUGUGUCAUCUCCCUCUCAGAGUGCUGCAAUCAGUGUUAGCGCAAAUACGCGUUCAGGCCUGCUGUCACCCCCUCCAGUCGCCCCACCUCGAGGCAGGGAUACUUCUGUCUCCCCGUCAACCUCGACAUCGUCUUCCACAUCAAAUCGUGGUCGCAGUGCGACAAGGACAACUUCAAGCAGCAGUGACCGUGAACGGAGUCGAUCUGGCUCAAGUCAUACCAGUCCAUUGGGUAGUCUGAGCCCGGAGUAUACUGGUGUUAGGGCAAGCACCACCAGCAGCAGCAGUGGUGGUGGCUCGAGCGAGUUUGUCUACGGAGGAGGGGUCAAAGGUGGCAAAUGGGACCGUGAAAAGCCACCAAGUGCAAGUCCGGAACCCAAAAGUUCCACAAGCACAACCACGAUAUCUGAAGAUGACAAUUCCAAUUCGAGUGGAACCACCACAACUCGCCCUACAGUGCAAGUUGCAGAUUCUCCGAGACCGUCUGUCACCCCUGCCAAUUCGCCUAUCGUGGCCACGCGUACACCCACGUAUGUAAAUCGAGCCAAACCCCCCUCAUCCAUCGCUUCUUCCUCCUCAUCAUCAUCGUCCUCUGGAUCAUCUUCUUCAAGCAUCAGGACUCCUUCGACCCCGCCUGGAAAAUCAGACCCUGCAUUUGCAACCACCGCUGCAUCGAUGCCUCGGCCCAAGCCACAUAUGGACAUGCUCAAUGCCUCCGUCGAUGGUUUCUUCGUACUUGACGACGACGAGCCACAGCCGCCGACGGCAACUGCUACUCCAGCCAACUCCCCCGUCAUACAUCGGCACCCACCGUCAACACUAAUUGUUAACGGCGCUACGCCAGUUAAGAAGUCGCCCCCAGACACAACAACAGCCAAGUCAAUACCGAUUUCGCCGCCCAAGAGCCCAGGCAAGCAACCAUUGGCGAGGAACAAACCCCCGAUAGACGUCGCCCCGACUUCACCCGCCAAAGCGACCUUCCAAGUUGGCACUCCCGUGAUGAGUGUCCCUGGACAUGUAAAACAAGGGUCGGGCAGCAGUCCCAGUGAGAAUGCGCUUCACAGGACAUUAAGCGGCCCGCCGUCGCCUACUAGCACCAAUCAUGCUCAACCACAAGGGCACCACCAGGAGGGUACUAUCGUGGGUAAAGCUGUGGGUAUGGUCACCAGCGCUGGAGCAUACUUUGGCUUAUGGGGCGGUGCAACGGCAACACCAGCGUCGACCCAGGCGUAA